UGCUGCUGAUCAACAGUGAUCGGUUCUGCGCAGAACUGGCUCAUCUCAAACGAGCCUAUUUUCAAAAGUCAUCGGUUUGCUAUCAUCCUCACUUCCGCCUGAUCAGCGGUAUGAUGUGUCGUCACGUCCUGUGGUGUUGAGCUUGAGAAGAUGGCGGCUGUUGUAGUGAUUGUAGAUGGAGUCGCCGCGCCGAUGGAUUCGGAUUCGGACUCGCCGCGGUUACCGUCUCCAGCACCGGACCAGCCGCACCAGAAUAACGCGCUGCUGGGACUCCCGAUAGUGGCGAUUGAAACGAUCCUGAAUUUCCUGUCAUACGAUGAGAUCAGUCUGCUGCGGCUGGUGUGUAAACGUAUGGAUAUGAUUUGUCAGCGAAUGCUCAAUCAAGGCUUCCUGAAAGUGGAGCGCUAUCACAGCCUGUGCCAGAAACAGGUCAAAGCUCAGCUGCCCAGGAGGGAAUCUGAGCGGAGGAACCACUCGCUUGCGCGUCAUGCAGACAUUCUGGCUGCGGUGGAAACACGUCUGUCCCUGCUGAACAUGACGUUCAUGAAAUAUGUGGAUUCAAAUCUGUGCUGCUUCAUUCCUGGAAAGGUGAUCGAUGAGAUUUACCGUGUUUUGCGAUAUGUCAACUCCACACGUGCUCCGCAGAGAGCUCAUGAGGUGCUUCAGGAGCUGCGAGAUAUCUCUUCGAUGGCCAUGGAGUACUUCGAUGAAAAGAUCGUUCCUAUCCUGAAGAAGAGGCUUCCAGGUGCAGAUCUCUCGGGCCGUCUGAUAGGAUCUGCUCCGGUGGCUGGUCCCUCUACCUCUCUGUCUACCAUGUCACUAUUGGCCAAAAACACUCCAUCACGCUCCGAGAUGACAAAGGUCCAGCAGCAGGUGAAGGUGAAUGGUGCGUCCAUGACGGCUUUGCGGCGGGAGAUGCAGGAGGUGCGUGUGAAGCAGCUGGAGCAGCAGAAGCAGCUGCAGGAUCAGGAGCAGAAGCUGCUGGAGCAGUCGCAGGUGAUCGGAGAGCAGAAUGCGCGGCUUGCCGAACUCGAGCACAAGCUCCGAGAACUGAUGGGCAGUUCGGUUGGCACCGGAGUUCCUGCCGUCACCUCCAGCUCCUCCGUUCCCGUGGCAACUGUGAGCAACAUCUCUGCUGUGGCCCCGCCACCCUCCAUAGUCAUCGGUCCCGAAGGCGAGAAUGGCCCGUCUGCCAAACGCAAGUCUUCGGACCUCCCACGUCACUCCAAACGCCUGCGUAGCAAAAAAUAGAGGAACGUGUCUAUAUAUAAUUUUUUCAAGUUUUUAUUUUGCUUUAUUCAAGCUAUAUACCUUUUUUUUUUUUCACCUGUCCAAUGAUGACACGAGUAUCACAUGGGGAUGAAAAAUUCAUGGGAAAUUGUAAAUGUUCUGUUUUUAUUGUUUUAUUAAUUGUUGAUUUCCCUAACAUCUGACGUGUUAUUACACUACUAUGCUUGAGCCCCAUUGCUCGACUUAUAUUUCUAAAGUUUUUGCAUCUGCCUUGAGCAGCAUUUGCCUUUAAUGUUUACCCAACCGUUAUGCCAGUCAGCUGUUAAUUUACCCAAGGAAACAUGUCAAAGUUCAUUGAAUGUACAAAAGCUUGACUUUUCAGAUUUACAAUCUCAAGUCAAUCAACCACAAAAUCGUUUGCAAGAACUUGGGGCUGCCUCCAUACUAACGGCUCUGAAGACUGCAAUACGGACAUGUAGCUUCUUUGGUGCUCAGCAGAAAUUGUAACCGUAAUUGUGUACGACAAUGUUUAAAAGAAUUAUAUUCCCUCUUAAAAUGGAGAACACAAAGUGUCUGAUACCUGACUACUAAGUUAUAUUGUUAUAUAAAUGGUAAAUAUCAGCUUUGUUAUAUGUUCUAAGAGAGGUAUAUUUCAUUGGAGAUGUGCCUCGACAGUAUGAGUAAAUGAAUGGUUUGCAGACGUCUGCAGCUGUAGCAUACAUGAUUAUAUUGUUUGUCUAAAAGAACAUCCGUCACUGAGGAUGGUGUCUUGUAGGUGUCAAUGCCAUGUUGUACCUGUUAUGGUUUGUAGGUGUAUAAUUUACAAAUAGAUCUGUAUCAGUGCAAUAAAAAUUGUGGAAAGCCUUGUUCCUAGGGGGGAAAAAAUAUUGAUGCUGCACUUCAUUUCACUUUUAUUUCUUAUAUAAUAUAUAACCAGUUUUCUGGUUCUGUCAUAGAAUUGUUAUAGCAAAUUCAGUGCAUCAUGAAUUAUAUGGGGCGUACAGUUUAAGAAAGUAAAAGCAAAGGGACUCCUUUCAUGUCAAAGAGGGAUUUUAUCACUGAUAUAUAUCAGUGGAUUUUAAGCUCUCUUUUUUUUUCUUUAAGAUGUAUCAGAAAGGAACACUGUUGGGUGGUUAGCAACGGCAAUGCUAACCAAUGACUGGUUGGGCAGAAACUAAAUAUUUUUGCAAGUAAUAUAUAAAUCACAAAUAUUGCAUUAUAGAAGAUUUUCUGCUUGGCUCCUUAAAAUGUGAAAUAGAUUUUUCCUAUCUGUUACCUUUGACGAUAGUAUACGAUUGUUACUACUGAAGGGCAUCGGACUGCACAUGCUUGUGGUGCCAUUAUUUGCCAAUCAACAUGAUGCCAUUUUCCUGUGGCUCCAGUGAGGUGCCUUGAUCCUGCCACAGAAUGAAAUAAAAAAGGUAAUUCUGACUUUA
Myxocyprinus asiaticus (Chinese sucker) is the source of this 2666-nucleotide messenger RNA. RefSeq names its product F-box protein 28 (gene fbxo28). Lineage: Eukaryota; Metazoa; Chordata; Actinopteri; Cypriniformes; Catostomidae. Gene Ontology annotation, molecular function: protein binding. Gene Ontology annotation, biological process: protein polyubiquitination. Bases 151 to 1251 code for a protein of 366 amino acids. The transcript is spliced from 5 exons. The record is from RefSeq and is a predicted model, not a curated record.